Messenger RNA from Gigantopelta aegis, 928 nucleotides. RefSeq lists its product as uncharacterized. Lineage: Eukaryota; Metazoa; Mollusca; Gastropoda; Neomphalida; Peltospiridae. The transcript has 3 exons. The record is from RefSeq and is a predicted model, not a curated record. The coding region runs from base 1 to 903 and encodes 300 amino acids.
AUGUCGUUGAGAAGCAAGAAACAAACAAGCGAGAUUGGCCUUGGGGGUCAGACGCAGUUGAGAAGCAAGGAACAAACAGGCGAGAUUGGCCUUGGGGGUCAGACGCAGUUGAGAAGCAAGAAACAAACAGGCGAGAUUGGCCUUGGGGGUCAGACGCAGUUGAGAAGCAAGGAACAAACAGGCGAGAUUGGCCUUGGGGGUCAGACGCAGUUGAGAAGCAAGGACCAAACAGGCGAGAUUGGCCUUGGGGGUCAGACGCAGUUGCCAAGCAAGAACCAAACAGGCGAGAUUGGCCUUGGGGGUCAGACGCAGUUGAGAAGCAAGGAACAAACAGGCGAGAUUGGCCUUGGGGGUCAGACGCAGUUGCGAAGCAAGAAACAAGCAGGCGAGAUUGGCCUUGGGGGUCAGACGCAGUUGAGAAGCAAGGAACAAACAGGCGAGAUUGGCCUUGGGGGUCAGACUCAGUUGAGAAGGAAGGAACAAACAAGCGAGAUUGGCCUUGGGGGUCAGACGCAGUUGAGACGCAAGGUACAAACAGGCGAGAUUGGCCUUGGGGGUCAGACGCAGUUGAGAAGCAAGGACCAAACAGGCGAGAUUGGCCUUGGGGGUCAGACGCAGUUGCGAAGCAAGAACCAAACAGGCGAGAUUGGCCUUGGGGGUCAGACGCAGUUGAGAAGCAAGGAACAAACAGGCGAGAUUGGCCUUGGGGGUCAGACGCAGUUGAGAAGCAAGGAACAAACAGGCGAGAUUGGCCUUGGGGGUCAGACGCAGUUGAGACACAAGGAACAAACAAGCGAGAUUGGCCUUGGGGGUCAGACGCAGUUGAGAACCAAGGAACAAACAGGCGAGGUCCUUCCAACAGAAUGUCACAGUUCGACCGUUAAUGAGAAAUCUACUGUCUAGACAGAAAUAAAAUUUGCAUCUAAAA